AUGACAAGCGUGCCUCAAAAUGCACCUUUCACACAAACUGUGGCGCGCGCAAUGAGGGCACUAUAUCCAGAGGAGCUAGCCGACCGGGCAUGGGAUAACGUGGGCCUUCUACUUGGAAACAUGGACGAGCAGGGCCAGCGAUCUUUGGGUCUUGAUGUUACGCCGGAAGAGAAGACGGUGCUCCUCACAAACGACCUCACUCCUGCGGUCGCAGACGAAGCUGUGAGGCAGAAGGCAUCCGUCGUCGUGAGCUAUCACCCAUUCAUCUUCAGAGGACUCAAGUCCGUAGAUGUGACAGAUCCCCAGCAGCGGAUCCUUCUGCAGCUAGCCCAGAGAAACAUCGCCGUUUACUGCCCUCACACGGCGGUCGAUGCUGUCCCUGGGGGCCUGAACGACUGGCUUGCAGAUAUGCUCUGCGGUCCCUCUGGCGACAAGGCACGCUCCGUCGCCCAGCCUACAUCAGCACCGCCUCCUGCCGGUUUCGAGGGGUCCGGAUACGGCAGAACCGUGGAAUUCGCCCAGCCGGUGCUCGUGACCGAGCUUGUCCGCCGCCUUGCCACGGGACUCGGUGGUCUCAAAUACUUCAUGGUGGCUGCUCCCAAGCAGCCUGACCCUUCAGCGAGGCGCGUGCAGUCCGCCGCGGUGUGUGCUGGGUCUGGAUGGGAUGUGCUCAAGAACUGCGCCGUGGAUGUCUUGGUGACAGGGGAGAUGAGCCAUCACAAUGCGCUGCGUGCCGUCAUGGAGAAUAAAGUUGUCAUCACUGUGUUCCACAGCAACUCAGAGCGGGCAUAUCUGCGCCAGAUAAUGCAACCAGCUCUGGAGGCGCAACUUCGAAAGUCGGGCGAGGCGGCAAAGGUCCUGGUCAGCGGUGUCGACGCGGAUCCCUUCGAGAUAUGGGACGUCGAUAAUCUUGGCACUGCUGAGCCAGUGUCAUAA
This is a messenger RNA of Cryphonectria parasitica EP155, 936 nucleotides long. RefSeq lists its product as uncharacterized. NCBI's taxonomy places the organism in Eukaryota, Fungi, Ascomycota, Sordariomycetes, Diaporthales, Cryphonectriaceae. Bases 1 to 936 code for a protein of 311 amino acids. The transcript is spliced from 4 exons. Gene Ontology annotation, cellular component: mitochondrion; cytoplasm. The record is from RefSeq and is a predicted model, not a curated record.